AUGAAAGAGGAGGGACACGGCCAAAACCUAAGGGCCACAUUGAGCCAACAGUCCGCAGCUCUACAAAAGCUCCAAAUUAAGAUUGCUCAACUGGAGAAAAGAAAUCAGGCACAAGGCCAACGACCCCAGCAAGGAAAAACAAGAUGUGGAGAUGUACCAGGGGCUGUAUAUGUCGAGCCCAAGCCACCAGAUCCUUCAAGGAUCAAUCAAACUCCAACUUCUAAAACCCACAACAAUCAUGUUGUUAAUUCUCGGUUUGAUUAUAACUCUUUUGCUGAUAAAAUUGAACUCUUUAAAUUUUCAGGAAAAAGAGGUUAUCUUAGAUGGGAGAGGAACCUUGAUGAAUGGUUUCACUUCAACAACAUCCUGAGGAAAGAAAGGCUAGCUUAUGCUAUUGAUCAACUUAGAGAAGAAGCCUUUAAAUGGUGGGUACAAGAAGAAGAUGAUAGGUGGUUUUACAAUGAGCCAACUAUCAAAACGUGGAGAGAUCUUAAGGAAGUCAUGAGGGAUAGAUUUGCACCAGAUUUUACAAGUUCUGAAAUCCAAGAACUAUAUCCAAGGAGGUAUCCAAUUCAUGGUUCCAAAGAAGCAAGAAGAUUAGUGGCACAAGAGGGUCAAAGAGUCUUGUCUCAACAAGAUAACUUUCAGCCAAACCAGGGGCAUGCCAUUGUCCAUUGCUUAGAACAGAAGAGUGACAUCCCAAAGUUCAGGAAUAUGAGUACAAGUGUCGGCCAAAACACUUUGAUCAGGUCCAAAGACAAACCAGAGCAAGCUAUUGUCUAA
Molecule: messenger RNA, 783 nt
Organism: Brassica napus (rape)
Lineage: Eukaryota; Viridiplantae; Streptophyta; Magnoliopsida; Brassicales; Brassicaceae
Exons: 1
Coding region: 1-783 (260 amino acids)
Source: RefSeq, a predicted model, not a curated record